Abrus precatorius (Indian licorice) is the source of this 1476-nucleotide messenger RNA. RefSeq lists its product as uncharacterized. The record is from RefSeq and is a predicted model, not a curated record. The transcript has 5 exons. Lineage: Eukaryota; Viridiplantae; Streptophyta; Magnoliopsida; Fabales; Fabaceae. Bases 1 to 1476 code for a protein of 491 amino acids.
AUGAACCUCAAAAACGAUGUUCUCCCAUACCAACCAAUGCUCAAAGAAUCAAUCAACCGUUUCUUCGCCGAAUACCGAAGAGGUGUCACCGACUUCGCCGAUUUCUCCUCAAUCUUCUCCCGAAUGCUCCACACAACUCCAAACCCUCCCAUCCAAAUCCUAUGGUUCUACGCUGCUCUUGAUUUUCACACUUCGCGUUUCCGACAACCUUCGAGAACAAUUUCCGCCGUUAAGGAUCUCUUCCGCGUACUCGUUUCCUGUUCUGCUACCUGCGGGUCUAUGACUAGAAUCGCUGCACUUGCACCCUUGCUCUUCGAGUUGUGCCGGUUAAUGCUUCGCGAGAGAGAGUUGAAGAGCGAGGUGGAGAGUUUAGUAGAAGCUGUUGUUGGUUAUAUAAGCAUUUUGUGUGGUAAUAAGGAGGUUUAUGAUGAUGACGUGGCGGUUUUGGAGGGUGAUUUUGUGGAUUUGAUAACGGUUUGGAUGGUUGAUGAUUGUGAUGGGGAUUGUGUUAAGGGGUUUUUCCCCUUUGUGAGUGAUCGGUUUCGGAAGGGGAUUGAGAUGGGUUGUGAGGUAGGGUUUUUAGCUGGUGUUGUUAUGUGUGAAGCUUUUUUGUUGAAAAUGUGUUUGGGGUUUGAGGCGGGGAUUAGCAAGGUGGAGAUGGAGGAGAAGUUGCUUGCUUCAGCGGUUCAGACCAUAACUGGGUUUCGGAGUUUUCACUUUUUGGAUACCCUUUUCAGGAUGAUGUUGGAGCCAGUUUUACCAGUGAUCUCUCUACUGGGUUCUGAAAAUGAAGUUCUUUUAAAAGACGCCCUGUACAAUUCUGUGAUGACAAUGGAGUAUUCAUUCAUUAAUCCUCAAGCAGGAUUUUCUCUACAUGCCGACAUCUUGAAAGAUUUUGCUAUUACUUGGCUGUUUGUUGCUGAGUUAGCUGUACAGUCCGCAAGGGAAAAAGGUGAUCAGGGGAAAACUAUGUCUUAUGUAAAUGCCUUCUGCAGAUCCUGUAUGCCAAUUCAAUUGAUCAACUGGGUUACUAGUCAAAGAUUCGAUGGUAGAAAGAUCAGCAGACCAAAUGUUUCCACUCCCAUAGCUCUUAUAAAGUGGCUUCUAGUUGUUGAGGAGCAAGGAUUGGCAGUGUUUGGGGAUGAAACUGCCAAGCAUCAUACAAAAGAUAACUUUUUCACUUCAAGAACCGAGUGCUUACUUCCAGUGAUCAAACAUUUCUUUAACAAGCUGGACAAGAAUCUCUUUUUGAAUUCUAUACAUGAGCGUGAAGCUGUGGCAGAUAAACUUGAUGGUGACAUAGAGAUGCUUGAUAAUGUGGACACCACAAGUUUCACUGCUGAUGAUGAUGCUCAUGGGUCAAGAAAGCGCAAAGAAGGGAUUGAGGAUGAUAAUAAAACACAGAUAAAGUUUAUGAGAUGUCAAUUUCAUGAGAAUUCGGUCAGAGAAAACUCAAUUAUAUUCAGGCAACAAUGA